AUGCCUGCUGUUCUAAAGAUAUCCACCCAAGAUUUGGACAAACUUACCCCAAACGACCUUGAAGGGGUGACGCCUAUACCGGCCCCUGGAUGCGGCGGCGCUGCAAGAGAAACUCAGGUAACGCAAUCUCGAGAUUUUGUGUCGGGCACUGCUGGCCUAGAUUACCCUACGCUAAACCUUGUGAAUGAUAGAAAUAUCCAAAGACCUUCCACAAGUUCGAGCUUAACACACACUCCAAGCGGCACUCCAUCCCCGGAUCCAGAAUUGGAUGCUAAACUCCGCCGGGAUGAUGAUAAAUACUACCAUAAUCUGAUAGAGAGAGGUGGUAGACCAGCAUUCUCGCUGCAACUUUGGUGGGAUCGCUACUGUGAUGAUCAGAGGACUGCGUGGGGGUAUUUGGACAACUAUGAACAGUAUGAAGAUAUUUUCAAGUACUGGUACAGAGGGGGCACUGGAUUUCGUGGACAACUACGGGUCUGGAUUCAUUUUCAAAGAUUCCAGCAGCGAAACCGCAAGACCGCGGAGAUAUUCGACCAGUACCAGCGGGAUGUGCGUGAAUACCGACGGAAUGAGGGUAUCGAGGGCGACAUUCAUCUGCACUUCGAUCCCAAGCAGCAGACCAAGGUGGAUGAGUGGAAGGAGUACCACUACUUCCAGCACCGGAAGCUGGCUGGGAUGAGGCCAAGAGCUGAGGAGGCCCGCCAACGGCGGGAGAAAGAGAGGAGAGAGUGGGAGGCGGUCAACGGAACAGGAAAGAAGAUAGACCGCAGUGAGCCAGCUGGUAUUGCCUGGAUUUAUAGAGACAAGGUCGAAGCAGACCUAGACGACUUCAUGGUUUUGCUAAACUGGAUAGAACAGCAGCUUCCAGAAAUCGCUCGAGAAUGUGCAAUAUCCAACAACAAUAACGCUCCCAAAGACACGCCGAAACCUGUGGGUCCGGUGGAGGUAUCCGGAACCGUACCGAUGCUAUCUGCAGUCUCCCGUACCAGAAGGACCGCGAGGAGCAAUCGAAGGCCAACUAAUGGGAAUAAGAGGUCUACAAGCCCAGUCCUUGGAUCAGUCGGUGCAGUGAGGGUCGCCAAAGCCAGCAGGAAAACAAAGUCAUCAGUUCAUGCCCUAGUGUCUGGUGCGCAGUCCACGACGCACGGCGAUACAAGACGGAUCACAAGGGCACAAAAUAGAGCAAGCACAGCAACGAUGAAUGCCAUAAUUCAAACCUAUGCACAGGCAUCAGCAGAUACAGCGCCCUUGCGCAGAAGCAGGCGCAUCAGGGAUCUGGAAGCCAGGAGAAACGGGCAGUGCAAGAUGAUGCCGAGGGAGGCCAGACAAAAAGUCUCAAGAGCCAAAUCUCAAAGAAAGCCAAAGGAGCGGGUGUCAAAGGAGCGGAAGCUAUCUCCACAGGCCAGACCGCAAGGGAUCACAAAAUCUCGAGUGACCAGGAAGAAAAAUUUAUCCCGGACCGCCGAGCAGCUUGACAGAUGA
Histoplasma mississippiense is the source of this 1482-nucleotide messenger RNA. RefSeq lists its product with no specific name. NCBI's taxonomy places the organism in Eukaryota, Fungi, Ascomycota, Eurotiomycetes, Onygenales, Ajellomycetaceae. The record is from RefSeq and is a predicted model, not a curated record. Bases 1 to 1482 code for a protein of 493 amino acids. The transcript is spliced from 2 exons.